CCUCACAGGUAACACAUGUUGAUGGAAACACUCGUCUUGUCGCCUCUGAAAUGGAAUUAAAUAUCAAGAAAACGAGUUCGCAGGCUUUGCUGUCAUGCGGGAACGGAGAAGGUCUCAGUGAGAAGCUUCUCCUCAAGCCGAAGGCCGGCCGAUCCCUGCAGACGGAGAGAGUCCCGAGGAGCAGCGUGUUGGAGCGGCUGCAGAGCUUCCUGCCUCAGAUGGCCAAGGCCAACGAGAAGCUGAAGCAGCAGAUGGCCGACGCUCCCGCCGGACACUUUGACAUAGAGAGCGUGGGGGGGGCCGAGAGUGUCAUAGAGAUGGACGUGGCGUUGGUGGAGCUCAGCGGGUCUGACGGCAACUCCGAAGAGGAGACUUCGGACUCUGAGGAGGAAUCGGACUCCCCUGAGGGGAGCGAGGUCACGGAGCAGAACCUCGUAUUACCCGGAGACAAAGGCAAGAAGAAGAAAGCCAACAUCCAGGUCCUCCAUCAGCAGGGAGAGUAGAAAGAGUGGCCGCACAAACUUUUGGUUGCGUGUUGUUUCUUUGCCCUCUUGAGAUGAUGUGGAUUAAACUGAUCCGACCAUCCGCCUCGGGCGUGGAGGGAUAUUACCUCACAGACACAGAACAGGAAGCUCCUGUUUGGAGCCAGAGGAACAUAUGUAGAUGUCAUUUUGUACAUUUAAAGGGUUUGCAAAAGUGCCUUUGGAGCCAGAGCAGAUACUGUAAUUACCUCAUCCAGUCUGGCCAUCAGCUGACCUCUCCAGGAACUUGAUGUGUUCAGGCACAAACGCUGUGGAUCACCUCAUUGUGGCGACCAUACAAGCUGUGCACAUACCCUGCUACGUGCACAUGUAUUGAUUCCUCCAACGUGUUAGCUCUCUGAAAUAAUAAUGAAACACCGUGUUGUCUGGUUUGAUGGGUCACAACAUUUUAGUUAUAGUCCUCUCUUUUGUUGAUUAUGUUGUAAACAUUAGGUAUAUACACGUGAUGGCUCCUCUUUAAACAAUGCAUUCAAAUCAUAAUUCUAUCAAUAUUUUGCUACUGGUUCCUCUUUGAAAUCUAUUAAAAUUAUUUUAUAUCAAAAAAA
This is a messenger RNA of Anarrhichthys ocellatus (wolf-eel), 1087 nucleotides long. RefSeq names its product NOP protein chaperone 1 (gene nopchap1). Gene Ontology annotation, biological process: box C/D snoRNP assembly. The record is from RefSeq and is a predicted model, not a curated record. Gene Ontology annotation, molecular function: box C/D methylation guide snoRNP complex binding. Lineage: Eukaryota; Metazoa; Chordata; Actinopteri; Perciformes; Anarhichadidae.